Bolinopsis microptera is the source of this 1507-nucleotide messenger RNA. RefSeq names its product hexokinase-1-like. Gene Ontology annotation, cellular component: cytosol; mitochondrion. Bases 1 to 1257 code for a protein of 418 amino acids. The transcript has 8 exons. Gene Ontology annotation, biological process: glucose metabolic process; glucose 6-phosphate metabolic process; carbohydrate phosphorylation. Lineage: Eukaryota; Metazoa; Ctenophora; Tentaculata; Lobata; Bolinopsidae. The record is from RefSeq and is a predicted model, not a curated record. Gene Ontology annotation, molecular function: glucokinase activity; ATP binding; D-glucose binding.
AUGUCUGAGUUUGACAAUGUUGACAAGACAAGGCUUGAGAAAUUAGCCAAUGACAUGUACCAAGAAAUGGAAAAAGGUCUUUCAGGGAAACAAUCAAGCCUGCUUAUGCUUCCGACCUAUAUACAUACCUUGCCAAAUGGUAGCGAGUCUGGAAACUUUUUGGCAUUAGAUUUCGGUGGGUCAACUUUUCGAGUCAUACUUGUGAAAUUGAUACCAAACAGUAGUCCUGUUAUAAAAUCAACGACAGUUUGCAUGGAGAGUAGAAUGAAAACUGUGGGAGGGGAAGAACUCUUUGAGCACUUGGCAGAUUGUGUGGCAAGCUUCAUGAAGAAGGAAAGUUUGGAAAACACCGAAAUUCCUCUUGGGUUUACUUUUUCCUUCCCAAUGCAACAAUCUUCAUUGUGCUAUGGUACAUUAGUUCGAUGGACAAAAGGCUUUUCGAACUCAGACGUGGUGGAUAAAAAUGUAGCAGAACUUUUAAACAAAGCUUUGGCUAAUAAUGAGGUCACCAAGAAAGUUAAGGUUGUAGCUUUAGCCAACGACACUGCAGGAACACUAGUGUCUGGAUGUUCUAAAUACGCUAACUGUCAUUCAGGAUUGAUUUUGGGAACUGGUACUAACGCUGCCUACACUGAGAAAGUGUCCAAUGUUCCGAAUAUCAAGUCUUCUGAGGAGAUGGUAGUAAUUAACAUGGAGUGGGGAAACUUUGGUGAGCUGGGCCACCUUGCUGAUCUACAAACUGACUACGACAAACAGCUUGAUGCUUCCAGUGUUAACGCUGGCAAGCAACUGUAUGAGAAGAUGAUUAGUGGCAUGUAUCUCGGGGAACUGACAAGACUAGCACUACUGAAACGAACUCUACAUAAAAACUGCAUCUUCGCCAGGAACAUCCCAGAUAUGCUUCACAAGGAAGACUCACUCGACGGAUCAACUGUCAGUGAUUGUAUUAAUUCUGAAGAAGAGUGUCGUGCCGUGUUCCCUACAGCGAGUCCUGCAGAUAUUGCUGUGGUGCGACAAGUUUGUAAUGCUGUUAGUAACAGGGCUGCUAAACUUGCUGCAGCAGGUGUCUACGCUAUCUGGCUGAAACGUGAGAAAGUACCGUUUACCGUAGCAGUGGACGGGUCAGUCUUCCUAAAACACGCUACGUUUGCUAAUGUAAUGAGGUCAACUCUCCAGGAGUUGAACUGCACUGUUAAUCUGGAAGUUGCCACUGAUGGCUCUGGACUUGGGUCGGCUCUUAUUGCUGCCAUCGCUUAGUAAUUCUUAUGUUAGAUAGUGGGAGGUGAAUAAUAGUGGGAGGUGAUAAGGAGUUGGAAUUACCGGAUUACGCCACAUUGCGGCACUAGAUUUAUUAGAGUCAAUUUAUAAUUUGAUUUAUAUUAAUAUUGUAAAUAAUGGGUGCACCUAAAAUGUUAGGAAUUGUUUAAACAUGUUAGGAAUUGUUUUUAUUGACUUUUACACAGGAUUUUACUUACGUUUUGACUUACGUAUCAUCCGAUACGUAAAA